Penicillium mononematosum is the source of this 1695-nucleotide messenger RNA. RefSeq lists its product as uncharacterized. The coding region runs from base 1 to 1695 and encodes 564 amino acids. The transcript is spliced from 7 exons. The record is from RefSeq and is a predicted model, not a curated record. NCBI's taxonomy places the organism in Eukaryota, Fungi, Ascomycota, Eurotiomycetes, Eurotiales, Aspergillaceae.
AUGACCAUCGAGACUCACCCACAAGAACAAUCUCAAGAACACAAAACACCACCCUGGAACAACCGCGUCCUCGAAAAGCGAGCCACCCAGCUAACCCUGAUCCCCUCAGCUUGGCGCCUCCCAGCACCGCUCCUCGCAAACCCACCAGCAUCAAGCAUAGACACUAUCCGCGCAAGUGGCAUCCUCUCCGGCGACGAGCUAGCAUGGACCGAGACAGCAGAUAUCCGCGACCUCGUCGAGUUGAUCAAAUGCCGGCGCGUGACGAGCGAGGCGUUGACAGCGGCGUUUUGUAAACGCGCUGCUAUCGCACAGCAGGUUACUAAAUGCUUGACGGAGAUCUUUUUCGAUAAGGCUCUUCAGCGUGCCAGGGAACUUGAUGAUUAUCUGAUGCGUACCGGUGAGGUUGUUGGGCCUUUGCAUGGGAUCCCGGUUUCUGUGAAGGAUCGCUUUGAUGUUGAGGGAUUUGAUACUACUGUCGGUUGGGUGGGCCUGACCAAUAAACCCGCUAAAUCCAACAGUUCAAUCGUGCAGCUACUCGAGUCGAUGGGUGCAGUGCUCUAUGUCAAGACCAACGUGCCACAAUCUCUAAUGAUGUCCGACUCGUUCAACCAUGUUUUCGGCCAAUCCGUAAACGCCUUCAACCACGCCCUAAUCUCAGGCGGUAGCUCCGGGGGCGAAGGCGCCCUUCUUGGUUCCCGAGGCAGCGUCCUGGGCAUCGGGACUGACAUCGGCGGUUCCAUCCGAGUCCCUUCUAAUCUACAGGGUCUCUACUCUAUAUCUCCGACGACGGGACGAGUGCCGUGGGACUGCUCUUUCUCACACCAGCACUACCUCAUCCCACCCGUUGCCGGUCCAAUGGCUACAUCGCUCGCUACGACAGAGUACUUCAUGGAGAGUCUCCUUUCAUCCAGUCCAUGGAAUGUAGAUCCAAACGUGGUUCCUAUCCCCUGGCGAAAGGAGCUCGCGAACCCGCCGGCAAAUCGUAAAUUGAGACUUGGUGUUGUAUUCGAUGACGGCGUCGUUAAGCCGCAGCCGCCUGUUGCAAGGGCGAUGCGCGAGACGGUCUACACAUUGCGAGCCGCUGGCCACGAAGUAAUCGAAUGGGAUACCUCCCUCCACAUCGCCAUCACCAAUCUCUGGACAAAAGGCAUUCUCGCCGAUGGCGGUCAGCAUUGUCGCUCUCUCUGUAAGAUAGUUGAUGAGCCUUUGAUUGAAGGCAUGGUUGUCGGCAAAGAGACCGAUCUCCUUUCACAUGAGGAGCGAGAGCAGUUCGAAGGAACGAAACUCACCCUCCAAACCGCCUUCCUGAAGCAAUGGGUUUCAUCAGAAAUAGACGCCCUCCUCAUGCCCGUCCUCCCGUGGGUUGGCUACAAGCCCAAGACGUGGGUGAAGAGCAAGCAGUGGCUGGGCUAUACGGCUAUGUGGAAUCUGCUGGACUACGCGGGUGUUACUGUUCCUGUGGCGAGGGCGGAUCGUGAUCUUGAUUCUGUUGGUAGCGGGUGUAAUCCUGAAUGGGAGGGACAUUCCAUUAGGAAUGAGUCGGAUGCUUUUAACUAUUUACAGUAUGAUGCCGAUAUUGUACAUGGGAUGCCUAUCUGUGUGCAGAUUGUUGGGGGCCGAUUUGGAGAGGAAAAGGCCGUAGCGGUUGGGAAGGUCGUUGAUGAGUUGAUGAAUCGGAUUCCGUUUCAUCCAUGA